This is a messenger RNA of Colletotrichum chrysophilum, 213 nucleotides long. RefSeq lists its product as uncharacterized. Lineage: Eukaryota; Fungi; Ascomycota; Sordariomycetes; Glomerellales; Glomerellaceae. Gene Ontology annotation, molecular function: fatty acid synthase activity. The transcript is spliced from 2 exons. The coding region runs from base 1 to 213 and encodes 70 amino acids. The record is from RefSeq and is a predicted model, not a curated record. Gene Ontology annotation, biological process: fatty acid biosynthetic process; secondary metabolite biosynthetic process.
AUGGCCCCAAAGGUCAGAGGAACUUACUUGGUUGAGCAAUACUACCACGAGACCGACUUGGACUUUUUCAUCUUCAUGUCCAGCAUGUCCGCGAUCGUUGGAAUCAGAGGCCAGUCCAACUACUGCGCUGGCAAUAUGUAUGGACGCGCUGUUGUCGCCGGUCGCCGCGCUAGAGGACAGUUCACGCGAACCUACGUGGAUUCAACACUCUAG